Saccostrea cuccullata (small rock oyster) is the source of this 1882-nucleotide messenger RNA. RefSeq lists its product as uncharacterized. The record is from RefSeq and is a predicted model, not a curated record. The coding region runs from base 1 to 1875 and encodes 624 amino acids. The transcript has 6 exons. Lineage: Eukaryota; Metazoa; Mollusca; Bivalvia; Ostreida; Ostreidae.
AUGGAAAAAUACAAGCAGUUGUCAAAUGAGGAACGUGCUGCCUUAUUUCUCCUCCUUUGCAGUAAUGAUAAUACCUUUAUCCUAGAAAGCACAGACACUUUUACAACAAGAGUACUUGAAAUUUGUGGGACAAAACUUAUUUUAAAGAGCAUAACCGAAAGCAUUCAGACAUUGCAAUCCAAAGGGUUCGUUUUCAUUAAAGACAAAAAAGUGACAUUUGCGUCAGAUGGCGUCCAAGACGAAACAAUGUUUGAUUACUUACACACAUGUUGGAAGAGAAGGAAAACUGAUUUUCAAGAAAUGGUCAUGUUUAAAGACAUAAGAAAGAGGAAAAAUUGUCUCUUUUGUCCCUUUAUUGAGGGACAAUUACUUAAAGUGUCGCUAGAGAGCUCUGUGAAAUAUUUUAGAUCUCAAAGUUACCGGAAAGGGAAAUUUGUCCGCUGUUUCACUUUAAAAGAAUACAGAAGAACCUUUGGGACGUACGCGUCUUAUAAAGAAAUACUAACCAGAAUUAUUUCUAAGCUUGGAAAAGAUAUACUCAUUUAUGACAUAUUGGAUGAUAAACCAUUGCAUUCUACUAUUUCAAGACAGUUGAAAAUCCCUGAAGAAAUAUUGCAAUGGGAUUUAGAUGCCCGACGUCGAUACUUGGAAUACCUGAAAAAGGGAAAAACGCCAAUAUAUAGAGCACGGGCAAUGAUAGUCGGUUGUGCGGGAGCUGGAAAAACAACUUUGCUGGAAAGACUACAGAAGAAAUCUAAAGAGGACAUACAAAAAAUCAAGUCUACUGUAGGACUAGAAGUGCACAAUGAUAUUUUUGUCGUCCUGGAAAAAGAAGGAAAACUAAAAGUUGCUGUGCGUAAGUGCGAGGCUGCGAUCCAUAUUGAAGAAAAUGUUCCAAUCAAUGAUGCAGAAACGAUAGAGAAGAAAAGGCUUCUAAGUAUCCUUGAUUUUGGAGGACAGUGUAUGUAUUACGCCUGUCAUCAAAUCUACCUCAGUAAAAGAGCGUUCUACAUUUUGGUAAUUGACAUGUCCAAAAACUUGGAAGAUGUCAUAGAUGAGGAGCUGUGCGAUCAGAAGGAUACUAUGUUCUCAAAAUGGAGCAAUAGGGAUUAUCUUCUAUUUUGGUUGAAAUCUGUGAACUGUUACUGUGGAAGUGAGGCCCCUGUUAUUCUUGUUGCUACUCAUGCAGAGGAGAAAACGGAAAAGGAAAAAACUGAAUAUUACCAAAGACUUAUCGAGUCGUUUCCUGUGUCUUCCACGAUUAAAACACACUUGUCCAGCGAUAGAUAUUUUACACUAAGUCUCAAAGAACAUGAUAGAGCAUCUGUGGAAAGUCUUGCUGAAUUAGAAAAAAACAUUGUGGAAGUAUUAAAGUCACAAACACAUUGGGGAGAAGAAAUACCCCUGGAUUGGGCUAUAUUUGAAAAAUUUAUUUCAGAGAAAAAAGAGACAAAACUUCAGAAAGUAGACAAAUUAAAGGAAUCAUUUGAUGAAGUGCUUCUUUUAAGCAGACGAGAGUUCAAAGACUUAUUACGCUUUUAUCAUGAUAUUGGCGUGAUUCUAUAUUUUUCAUUUAAAACCCCAAGGAGAAAAUUGGAGGAACUAGUUCAUAUUUUGACUGAAAAUAGAAUCUACGACUGUCAUCUUCAUUUUGGAUCUGAAACUGUUAUCCUUGAUAUUCAGUGGUUUGUCAAUUCAUUUAAAUAUGUGAUGACGGAUUCAAAGCAAGCUAGUUUCAACAAAGUUAUAGAUGCAGCCCCCAAUAGAGAUUCGCUGGAUAUACUUACAACUACCGGUGAGAUCUCAGGCACGUUCCUUAAAUCAAUCUGGACAGUUACGAAAACCAAUCAGCAGUGGAAUACAAGGAUGAUAUGAUGAAAUA